GUGUUGUGGACUUUUGUGUGGAUAAAAUUGUUUAAAUGUCGAAGAUUGCUAAUAGUAGUAAUGUGAACACAAAGGUUAUUAAAAGAGAAACAUCUAAAUUAACCAGAACUGAAUCAACAACAAAACAAACAAACACCAAAUCAACGACAUCAAAAACUUCAACCGUUAAGAAACCUACAACAAGGCCAGCAGAGGAAAAGGAUAGCACCCGACCCUCAAAAACUACUGCAACUACAUUAACAAAGACCAAGAAUGUAUCGACAAAAGUCUUGAGCCAAAAGGAAACUGGACGAAUAGCAAAUUCAAAAAUCCCUGGAGCCAAGAGUAUAUCUCCCUCCAGCCUUCAAAAGCAGGUCUCCAGCGUCUCGUCAACAGUUCGUGGUGGCCAAGUCGCAAAAAAGUCAAGUGAACCAAAACAAAAUGCCACACAAGCAACGCGCAUUAAGAGAAUACCUUCAAAAGAAUCCUCUGCGAGUUCACCAACGCCCAGACAACCUUUACGUGCCAAACAUACAGCCGAAAUCAAGGAGGCCAUUAAGAAGAACACCUCAUCCAAGGCAACAAAAGCCAAUGCUGUGCUAGAUACACAUUCAAAUGUAACCGUAGCUUCACCUCCGCCAAAACGAAAAAGUCAAGCAGCCCAAGAGGUGCUAGAAGAAGAGCCAUCAAGGCAGAAAGCAGACCCUAAAUUAACUAGAAAAGGUAGUCGUGUGUUAGCACCCGAGGAAAUUGUGGUUCUCAAAAGAGAAUCAGCCAAGAGGAGAAGUGAAGAACAAAUUCGCAGAGAGAGUGAAAGACAAACGGAAGAUGAACCUGCAUUGGCAGCAGCAGUUCCCUUUAAAGAUCCGGUGGCCUUUGAGGUUACAUUCGACAAUCCACCAAAGCCAGACAACGAAAGAUUGAAACCUCCUUCAAAGCAGGGUUCAAGUGAAAUUCGAGAACGCUCAAGGUCUAGAGUUAGAACAGAAAAGGAAACCAAUAACGAAGACGAAACCAAUUAUUCGGAUGAUUUUGAUUCCUAUGAAUCGGAUUUUGAGGCCAGUUCUUCACAAAAGUCCUCACAACAUACCGAGGGCAGCAGUGACGAAAGUGAGGAGAGAUCCCAACAAACCAACGAGGAAGAGGAGGAGAGUUCAGAGGAUGAAGAGGAAAGCGGCAAUGAUACAUCCAGUGAUCCUGCCGAAGACUCUGAGCAUAGCCAGCAAAGCAAACAUCUAGAUGACACCGAUGAUGAAUCGGAGAUAACUCAAGAUCCCAUUACCGUUUUGCACAGAGACAAGGAACGUAAAUUAGAUUCCGGCCACUAUGAUAUGAACUCUCGCAAAAAUCCCAAAUUGGGUGAAACAUCUGCCCAAUCUACCCAGCAUUUAGUGGACAGUUUUGAGACCUUCAGUCUUAAUGCUUCCGAUCAGCUAGAUUCAGGAAUUUCUGCCUAUGGACCUUCGACUCUGAAUCUGAAUAACUCAAGUAAUAAAGGAAAUUUUCAGGUUUACUAUUUUGGCUAUCGUGAUUUUGUGGCCAAACCCAUAAUCAACAAGCGUGGCAAAGAUCUAAUGGCAAAAAUCCAAUUGGAUACUCUGGCCUUUACCCUGUUCGAUAUGAAGCCCAUAUCCUAUGAUGUGUUCAUGCAAACCUAUGGCAAGCUCAACACCACACAAUGUUCCACCCAGACCCAGGAUAAUCUCAUGCAUGUGGAACAACAAACAGAUAUGUGGGAGACUCGCUCCAUGUGGACCCAGCACCCAGCCCAAUAUGAUUGGAAUAUGGUGCAGAUGCUUAAUAAACAAGCUGGCAACUAUGGCAGAGGUGCUUUAAUGCAAAACUGUUGUGGUGAAUUCGAGGAGAGUGGUGAUAUGAAAAACUCACCACCCGAAUGCAGUUUAGAACUUAGUCUGCAGACUUUAAAGGACCUUGGAAGUCAACGCUCGUCUAGAAAUCUACAAAACCAUGUACGAAUCCACAGAAAGCCCAUUAACUAUGAACGUCUCAAUACGUUUUUACUAAAGUCAUCAAUGGUUAUUGAUCAACUACUGGGUGCAUCUGAGAAUAAGGCUCAAUCUUCAGUCAAUCCAUCGGAACUUGGUAGUUUAGAACGCAUAACAGAAUUCGGCUAUGAAUUACAGACCUCAUUCCUGAAUACCCUCAAAGUGGUGAAAAUCUUUUCAAAUCCCAAACACAAUCUUGUUAUAACAGUACACGAAUCUCUACCGGAAACGAAUGUUUAUCAGAUGGACUUUUCUCAGCUACUCAUGGUUUGGUGCAUAAGUGUGAGUGACAAGCCGACGCGACUUCUUACCACCUGGAGUUAUGUUUCGAGAGUGGAGAUUUCCCACGAUUCUUCAGAUAUUGUGGUGGCUGCCCUACGUGAUGGUUCAGUGGCCUUAUGGGACUUGAGGGAAACCUAUUCGUUUUGUUCUAAACUGGAUGGCUAUUUGACGCAUUUUGCUGCCACCCAAUCCAUUGUGCCCUCUUGUGUUGGUUUGCGAGAAAAACAGGAAAUUCUAAUGGAUUUGGGUUCCUGCUUGGAUAUAAAAAGUUUUCGAACUCCCUCCAAUAGUUGGGGUGUAACGAAUUCAGCUGGAAGCUAUGGCAAGUCUCAGUUUGUCUCUUUGCAUGAUUCCGGUGUGUUAACCGUUUGGACUUUGGUGGAAACCACAGAGGCCUCAUUUAAUCCACUACCCAGCCACAAAACGGACAAAUCCAAAAAAUCCAAUAAAUUAUCACAGAAAUUCGGCUACAGCUCUCCUUGGGCUCGUGUCAAACUCAUACAAAGUUCGAUUGUUUAUCUCAGAGACUUUUUGGAAACGAAAACUCUGCAAUCCCUCUCACGUUUCGAUAAGACCAAGGCUCUAUUCCAAAAGAAUAUCUACAGUGAUGAGGCUUUAAAGGAAUUGCAUGAGAACAAUGGAGAUUUUGGACAGCAGGGUCUGCGAUUCACCAGCAUUGAAUGUGGCUCCGAGAAAAUUUACAUUUGCACCAAUCGCAACUUCAUACUCAUGUGCUCGAAAACUCUGAAGGCUGAGAGAUUUAGACGCAUUGUCUUGAAUGAAAGUCGUUUGCUGUUCCCCACUGCAUUGAAAGUUUUAAGCAAUGAAAACUUUUUAGCUGUAGGCUUAUCAAAUGGAGCCGUGAUGAUUAUAAAUUGUGCCCUAAAUAAACAACUCAAACGUCCACAAUCGUCAUCGGAGAAAUGCCCAGGACCUGGUACUCCUCAUCCCGGGCACAAUAACAAUGAUGCGGUACCAGCAGAUAUUGAUUCCAUAACAGGCAAAUCUUGUGCCAUACAAAAUAUCGUUUUGAAUUCGCAAAAGUCCUAUGAUAGCAUGGAUUUCAGUGCCUCCACCCAUGAUAUGGAUAUGCGGCCAAAUACAGCAGCUUUUGUGGCCUUGAUUGAUACCAAUCGCAAACCUUUUGAGUUGAGAGUCUACGAUCAGCAGGUGAUUUUAUCGGGUUCGGUUCUAAGGAAAAAUUUAAUCCAAUCUUUGGAAUUGUCCUCAGAUGGUUGGAGACUUUUCGCUGUUAGCAAUGGUCGCAUAAGGGUUUACGAUUUUUAUUUGGAUCAGGAAAUACAAAAUGGCGAAGAUAUCGAAGAGAGCGAUGUUGGUAAAGUUCUGGAUAUUGGUUGUGGCAAAUCCAAUCAAAAUGAAAUGAAUUUAAUGGUUUUGAAAGUUGAUUCCAAAGUCGAGGUUUAUGUGUUGAAGAAAUAGAGAGUUAUUUAGAGUUGUAUGGUUAGGAAUAGUAAACAUUUCUUCUUAACUGGUUUCUAAGCCAGAAAACCCGGAAACAUGUCAACAUCCCUUUAUCAUACGAAAUGGAGAAAUUCCCUAAUCGAAUCACGCAGCACAUGCAUGUUGCUAAGAACUUAAAAAUUUUUGGGCAAUGCAAAUGCAAAUUUGCCCAUGAACAUUCCAUUAAGGAACAGCGGCAAACUUCUCACAUAUCAAUGAGUGCUGUUCGAUUCAACUUUUAGCUCAAUGAUAAGGGGCUUGCUUUUUGUAGCUGAGUCCGAACGGCAUGCCGCAGUGCGACACCUCUAUGGGAAGACAUUUUUACAUGGCAUAGUACCUCACAAAUGUUGCCAGAACUAGGAAUGGUGCCUCAAUGCAAUGUUCAUGGCCUAAUUUGCAUUUUUGUUUUAUUAAAUCUUUUGGAGACAAAUCUACAUCACAUUAUUUGUUUAUCGUACCUUUUGUUCAAAUACAUACCAUAACCCUCAGGUCCUUCCUGAAUCAACUUUA
Molecule: messenger RNA, 4238 nt
Organism: Stomoxys calcitrans (stable fly)
Lineage: Eukaryota; Metazoa; Arthropoda; Insecta; Diptera; Muscidae
Exons: 3
Coding region: 36-3707 (1223 amino acids)
Biological process (GO): intraciliary transport
Cellular component (GO): cytoplasmic dynein complex
Molecular function (GO): dynein light chain binding; dynein heavy chain binding
Source: RefSeq, a predicted model, not a curated record